AAUCAUUUGUUUAACAAAAUCAUUUCACAUUUUGUCCAAUCGUGCAAUAUUGAUAUAUACACUUUACUAAUACUGUUCAUGUGUGGUAUGGCUUCUACUUUGCUCAACAUUCCAGUCGUAGGUCCAAGAAAACAAAUCUUAUGUAUAGACCACCCGGAUGAGAGGGUGUCGUUUGCAUGUAAAGACUGCCAUCGGCUCAUCUGUGACACGUGCGUGGAAGGAAAGCACAAACAGCAUGAAUUUAAAUCAUUAAAGAAUGCUGUUCGGGAAAUUGAGAAAAAUAUGAAAAUAAAUGAAGACGAUCUAAAAUCUAUGAUUUCUAUUUUUCAAAGAAGGGGUACUAUGCACAGGGACUACAAUUCUUUAAUAUCUGCUAUAGACGCACGUGCGACUAAUCUUGUCACUAAUAUCGAAAGACUCCGAGACCAUAUGAAAGACGAAUGUCUACGUCAAAAAGAACGUGAAGACCAGUAUCACGAUGAUUACGAGUCUGUCUAUCAUCCAAUGAUGCAAAAGUUUGACGAAAUAGAAAAACUUUUACAGAACGCAGGCGUCCAUAAUCACGCGCAGAUAUGUCAAGCACAGCUGGAUUUUGAUGACAAACACGAGGUCGUGGCUAACAGAGCUAGCGGAAUGAAUAUCAUAACGCCGAAAUUUGUUACUGGAAAAGAUGACAUAACUGAACAUAAAAAGAUAUUUGGAAAUUUAGAAUACGAUUCAAAAUUAAAAGGCACUGCCAUGGUUAUAGCGAGAGAGAAUAUGAGAAGGAAUACACAGAAAUAAAACAUUUUAUAUCACGAAUUUGUAAAUAUAUAUAUAUAUAUAUAUAGUUUGUUAGUGACUCGUUUGAACUUGAACAUUAAUAAAUUAGUAUUAAUUUGACAUAACAAAAACUCUCAAUUCAUGUAAAAAAAAAUAAGUAUCAAAAGUGCCUUUCCUUAACUUUGAUAAAGUAAAAUAGAGGCGAAAAAUAUCAAAGGGACAUUCAAACUAAUAAGUAAAAUUAAAUUAAUAUUUUACGGCAUGGCUAAAAAAGAAAAAUACAAACAUAAAAUAAUAGUAAACAGAUUACAACAUAGAAAAGAAAGACUUUAUCUAGAUACAAACUGAAUAAUGAUAUAUCAAUAUUUAUACUGCACUCGUUCUGUUUAAGCAGUUAAAAUGCGUUGACAGUAUAUUUUUAUGUCAUAUACAGGACUAUACAGUCACUGACCCGAAAUCACUUUUUCUCAUGAAUAUCUAAAUAGAAGUUGCCGAAAUAAUA
Molecule: messenger RNA, 1264 nt
Organism: Mytilus trossulus (common blue mussel)
Lineage: Eukaryota; Metazoa; Mollusca; Bivalvia; Mytilida; Mytilidae
Product: RING finger domain and kelch repeat-containing protein DDB_G0271372-like
Exons: 2
Coding region: 79-783 (234 amino acids)
Molecular function (GO): zinc ion binding
Source: RefSeq, a predicted model, not a curated record